This is a messenger RNA of Seminavis robusta, 2458 nucleotides long. The record is from the annotation of a GenBank genome assembly. NCBI's taxonomy places the organism in Eukaryota, Bacillariophyta, Bacillariophyceae, Naviculales, Naviculaceae.
AUGCCAAAGGCCACCCAAGGGAACGAAGAUGAUAAGGAAGAGGGUUUCAAUCUAGCUGACAUAGCUGACCUGGAGGCUCAGCGCGACAGGUGGAAUACCUUGGCAGUAGUGGGGGAAGGAGGUUCCGAGGAAGAGUCGGCGCAAACAGCCGCGGAAGAUGAUGGACAGCUCGAAAGUCCCAGGCUACCCAUGGAGCAGGGAAAAGAAGUCCAAGCAGCCAAAAACAUGAAAGCUGACACGGUCACCACAAAGGCUGCGCCAUUAGACCAAACAAGCCAGCUAAAAGCAAACACUAAAGAACCAACUUCACAACAACAGCAACAAGGACGAACACUCACGGAACCACCAAAUCCGGGAACAAAUCUUAUUCCGGGUGCCUACGCAAUGGCACCUACCGGUACUGGUAGCACCAAUGGCGAGGAAAACGACCUUCCAACAGAAGCCGAUAAUGCAACAGCUCCAGGUCUCGAUGAUAAUGGCUUGGCUGUGGCCAAUCCAGUAGAGGAAGCUCUUCCUCACCACCAACUACCCCAAGCCCACAAUCUUGAUGCUGCGCAACAAGCAGCACGGAGACGGCAGCAAGAGACCAAGGAAUUCAAGAUUCUUGUGCUUUUUGGAACCUUACUCCUUAUUGCCACCAUUGUGAUCACACUGACUGUUCUAGUCCAGAGAAAGGAACCAAUGGCGCUUUCACUGCAAGUGCCAACACCGAGCCCUUCGACUGCGGUCAACUCCACUGCUGAAGCCGGUUUACGCUUUUCCUUCUUGGAGGAGGAUCCAGACACUCUUCAAGCUCUCCAGAAUCCAGGAUCACCUCAAUCCCGAGCAUACCAAUGGCUUUUGGAUGAUGUACUAGCAAAUCUGACUUCCUAUUCAGAGGACCGGAUCAAACAAAGAUUUGCUCUUGCCACCUUUUUCUACAGCACCAAUGGACACAACUGGACCUCUCAAAUCAGAUUGCUCAGCAAUCCCAAGAAUGGGACUAGUCCAAGCCCAGAUGACUACUUUCGUCCAGAAGAAAGCUUGGCAUGGUAUGGAACUGCACCAGCCAACAAGUCCACGCCAAGUUCUGCGCCCCAAGGAGCCCAACAGCAGGCCCAUCCGUAUGAACCAUGGCUGAGUUCUCAUCAUGAGUGUAGUUGGUGGUCACUAGCACACAUCAAUGGGUUCUCCACCUGCAGAAGUAAUGACUCCGCUUACGUGUCCCUUGACUUGGAAGGGAACAAUUUAGCAGGUCAGCUGCCACCAGAGCUUGGUCUACUAACAACAUUGGAGGGUAUCCAUCUGGGAGGUAUUGAUCUGAGAGGACGUGACAGUCCAUUGAAUGGGACCAUUUUCUCUCAAAUUGGGCAACUGACCAAUCUGAGAGAGUUGGAUUUGGGACUCGCACACUUCUCAGGGACACUGCCAACCGAGUUGGCCCUGCUCUCAAAUUCAUUGCAGUACUUGGCCGUUAUGAGAAAUCAGCUCUCAGGAAGCUUUCCAAGCCAACUACUGGCUCUGUCCAAGCUAGAACAGCUCAAGAUGGGAUACAACAAGUUCGAGGGAACCAUACCAGGGAAUAUUGGCACUAAGCUUUCCAAUCUCCAUGUAUUCACCACCCCAGGCAACAACCUACAUGGUACAAUUCUAUCCUCCCUGAUGCAAUGUUCCAAUUUAACCUUUAUUGAUGUUGCUGAGAACCAGUUCAUGGAAGAGCUGCCCUCGGAGCUGGGUACUUUGACGCACCUAACACGGCUCUUCCUUCCCAACAAUCGAUUUCACGGAGCCAUCCCGUCGGAGCUAGCAUUGCUUCCCAAGCUGGCCAAACUGAACCUCCACAACAAUGCAGACCUUACGGGGUCACUUCCUUCAGAGUUUUCAACUCUAAACAGCAGUUUGUCUGUAUUGCAAAUCCAAGGGACACGAGUCACUGGGACAAUCCCAGAUGCUCUGUGCAGCAUCAACAAGCUCAAAUUUGAUUGUUCAGAAACUCUUUGUGGUUGUGACUGUCCCUGUUGAGCAUAGCCUCUGGCUCACACUUGAGUGAUAACUAUUUCUCAGGAUUGAUUCCAACAUAAAGCUUGGACUCUUGACAGGUCUGCAAGAGCUGCAUCUCAGGGACAACUCAUUAUCCAGCACCAUCCACCAUGAGCUAUCCUCAGAGUCUACCCACACAAUAUCUCUGGGUGGGAAUCCUCUGCUCACUGCAUGGGUCUGUCCCUGGGAAUCUCUGUACCUUCAAUGGCAAUUGUGUAGGAAGCUUUGUGAAAGCAUCCACAGGGCUGUUUGGUUUGUCUUUUGACUGCGCAGAGAUGCGGUGUGGUUGUGGGUGCUCUUGUGUGGAUUUGAUUCUUCCAAGGGACAGUAGCCAGCUCUAGAGGUAGUGAGUACCCUUCAUGGGUGUGUUCCCGCUCCCAACUAUUUGCGCAUGGAACACAGCUCUCCUUCCAGUUCCUCUGUACCUGCAGUCUAAAGG